GUUGUGAGUGAUGGAAUUGGGUGUGAGUUAUCCCACCCCUACCCCCCUUACACAUACGUUAUUCCAACCGCUUUUAACCAUCAAUGAAACCACUUAAAACCCCACCACCGUAACCCACCGUAACCCACCAUAAUCCACCAUGACCCCAUCAAAACAACUAGUUUUCUUGACACUCCUCACACUCAACCUCAUACCCCACCCAUCAACCGCACACCCACGAACCAUCUCCUUCCAAUUCCCACCAUUCCCCCUCCAAAACCUCACCCUCCUCGGCGACUCUCACCUCCGCACCACCGCCGCCGCCGUCACCCUCGACUCCCACUUCCCCUCUUCCUCCUCCGGCACCCUCAUCUACACAGCCCCAAUCCGCUUCACCGACAACCGCACCAACUCCACCACUUCAUUCUCCACCAAAUUCUCAUUCUCAAUCCUCGCCGCCGCCCCCGCCGGAGGCGGCGGCGGCUUAUCGUUCUUCAUCUCGCCGGAAAACCGCACUCUCGGGUCACCCGGUGGGUACUUGGGUCUUGUAAACUCAUCCCAAUUAACCCAAAAUAAGUUCAUUGCAAUCGAAUUCGAUACUAGGUUCGACCCGCAUUUCAACGACCCGAAUGCGAAUCAUGUCGGGUUGGAUAUCGAUAGCUUGAAUUCGAUCGAAACAGCCGAUUGUAGUUCGGUUGGGAUCGAUUUGAGGACCGGGGUUUCGUUCACUUCUUGGAUUGAUUACUAUCAUGAUCGGAAUAAUGUUCAAGUGUUCUUGACCCGUGGGUCGGGUUUUAAACCCGAAAACCCGCUUUUGAAUGUAACCAUUGAUCUUUCAAUCUAUUUUCAAGAGAUCAUGUAUUUGGGGUUUUCCGGAUCAACCGAAGGAAGCCAAGAGACACAUUCGAUCGAAAAUUGGAGCUUUAGAUCGUUCGGGAUCAAACGAUUCAACCCGAGAAUGGUUAAUCCGCACAAUGUGAGUACCAACGCGGUCCCCAUUCGAUCUCCUAACCGUUGGAACAAUAACCGUAAGAAGACUUUCGGGCUCGGGUUCGGUCUUGAAGUUUCGGGCUCGGUAUUCAUCUUGGCGGGAAUGGUCGUUUUCGGUUAUGUUUCCGUUAAGAAAUGGCGGGAAAUGAAAACAGAAAUGAACAUAAAAGCGGAAGUGAAAAGAAACCCAAGAGAGUUUAGUUACAAAGAGCUAAAGACUGCAACAAAUAACUUCCAUUCGAGUCAGAUCAUCGGCCACGGGUCGUUCGGGACGGUUUACAAGGCGUUUAUAUUGUCGUCCGGGACACCCGCGGCCGUGAAGCGAUCGUUGAGAUCGCGUGAGGCGAAAAGCGAGUUCUUGGCGGAGUUAUCGGCGAUCGCAGGUUUACGGCACAAGAACCUUGUUCAGUUGCUUGGAUGGUGUGUGAAAAAGGGUGAGUUGUUGCUAGUUUAUGAGUUAAUGCCAUAUGGAAGUAUUGAUAGUGUGUUGUAUAAAGAUCCGGAUCAUUGGGGGUUUUUAAAGUGGAUACAUAGGUAUAAAAUUGCUAUUGGGUUAGCUUCAGUUUUGGCUUAUUUGCAUCAAGAAUGUGAUAAGUUGGUGAUCCAUAGGGACAUAAAGUCGAGUAAUGUGAUGUUGGAUGCGAAUUUAAAUGCGCGGUUAGGCGAUUUCGGGCUGGCUAAGUUGAUCGAUCAUAACAAGAGCCCGGUUUCGACUCUCACGGCUGGAACGGCAGGGUAUCUGGCUCCGGAGUAUCUACAUUGCGGUAAAGCGACCGAUAAGACGGACGUGUAUAGCUACGGGGUGGUGGUGUUGGAGGUUUGUUGCGGUCGAAGACCGAUUGAGAGGGAAAUCGGGGGUCCGAAUAUGGUGAAUUUGGUGGAUUGGGUGUGGGAUUUGCAUACGAAAGGGGAGGUUUUGGGCGCGAUUGAUAAGCGGCUUAAUGGAGAGUUUGAUGAGGCGGAAGCGAGGAGGCUUUUGAUGGUCGGGUUGAGUUGUGUGAACCCGCGAAGUGAUAUGAGGCCGUCGAUGAGGCGGGUGCUUCAGGUUUUGAACCGUGAGGCGGAGGAGACUGAGGUGCCGAGUGUGAAACCGAAGGUGAGUUUUUCGAGCGGUAUGCCUUUGAGUGUGGAGGAUCUUAUGCGUUGCGAAGAACAUGUUCAGGCUUUGAACCGUGAGGCGGAGGAGAGUGAGGUGCCGAAUUUGAAGCCUAAUGUGAGUUUUUCGAGCAACAUAUCGUUGAGUGUCGAGGAUCUUGUGCGUUGCGAAGAACAUGAUGAACGCGAAGAAGGAGAUGGUUCGGAUUGUGGAUUCGAGAUCCGUAUUGAUUAGAAGGUUUGAGUUUUGGUGUUGAUUACGUACAGUUUUGAAGGUUGAUUUGUUGUUGAUCAUGUACAUUUUCUUUGAAGGUUUGAUUAGUAGGUUUAUUGAAUAAUUUUGUAAAUUGACAACAUUCAUCACAAUCAAGUGACAAAUUGCAUAAA
Molecule: messenger RNA, 2451 nt
Organism: Helianthus annuus (common sunflower)
Lineage: Eukaryota; Viridiplantae; Streptophyta; Magnoliopsida; Asterales; Asteraceae
Product: probable L-type lectin-domain containing receptor kinase S.7
Exons: 1
Coding region: 140-2299 (719 amino acids)
Biological process (GO): protein phosphorylation
Cellular component (GO): plasma membrane
Molecular function (GO): protein kinase activity; carbohydrate binding; ATP binding
Source: RefSeq, a predicted model, not a curated record